Molecule: messenger RNA, 1434 nt
Organism: Pyrus x bretschneideri (Chinese white pear)
Lineage: Eukaryota; Viridiplantae; Streptophyta; Magnoliopsida; Rosales; Rosaceae
Product: WRKY transcription factor 22
Exons: 3
Coding region: 41-1081 (346 amino acids)
Biological process (GO): regulation of DNA-templated transcription
Cellular component (GO): nucleus
Molecular function (GO): DNA-binding transcription factor activity; transcription cis-regulatory region binding
Source: RefSeq, a predicted model, not a curated record
UUCAGAAACCUUGUCUCUCUCUCUCUCUCGCUCUCUUCUAAUGGAGGACGAUUGGGAUCUUCAAGCUGUGGUCCGAGGCUGCUCCACCGCCACCGCCACUACCACCACAUCAUCAACCAGAACUCCCUCCACCGCUGCCACCGCAAGUUUCAACAUCUCCGGCUUCCAUUCAAACCCAGCAGCUGCUUCCUUCUCUUCAUUUGGUCCAACUUCCCCACAACAGCAACUCCUCUUCUCUCCCCCACUUCCAGAUCCCAUCAUUAAACCCAGAAUUGCAAUUGAAGAAUUGCAUGACCUUUACAAGCCUUUCUUCCCCAAAUCUCAGCCUUCCCUCUCCUCCCCACAAAUCGCACCACUCACUCUCUCUCCUCUGACCACACCCAAAGAUCCAAGGCAUCCCAUACAGUACCACCAACAAACCCAGCACCAACAACAACAAACCCAACACUCCAAGCCAUCAUCUUCCACCACCACCGCACGAUCCAAAAAAAGAAAGAACCAGCUUAAAAAAGUGUGCCAAGUUCCGGCGGAGGGUCUCUCUUCAGACGUAUGGGCAUGGCGGAAGUACGGCCAAAAACCCAUCAAGGGUUCCCCAUAUCCGAGGGGAUAUUACAGAUGCAGCAGCUCGAAGGGUUGUAUGGCCCGGAAACAAGUGGAGCGGAACAGAUCCGACCCGAAUAUGUUCAUAGUCACCUACACGGGGGAGCACAACCACCCGGCCCCAACUCACCGCAACUCGCUCGCCGGCUCCACUCGCCAGAAGCCCUUCUCACCACAAACCGCCACGCGGGGUGACUCUGCGAAACCCGCUUCUCCGACAACCUCGGUCUCCGCGGACGAGGAGACUGCCGUUGCACCUCAGAGUACGACCGUGGAAAGCAGCUGCAAGGAAGAGAAGGGGAGUCCUUUGAUUACCGACGAGGAGGACGAGUUGUUGGGGAUGUGCGACUCGGUCGUGAGUGACGAUUUCUUUGUUGGGCUGGACGGUCUGGCCGGAGAUUACUUUUCCGAUCACUCGACGGGGAGCUUCGGCAUGCCUUGGAUUUCUAGCAGUGCUGCCACCGCCGCUGGUAGUAUCUGAUUCGCCAAGAAAAGUCAGCUCUUUUGUGAAGAAAACAAAACUACAGAAAAAAAAAAUGAAAAAGGGAAAAAAACCAAUUCUCUUUUUCCUCUGGGGGUAUUUUUGACUCUAUAUUUGUUGGGGGUUAGAGAGAGAGAGAGAGAGAGAGAGAGAGAGAGAGAGAGAGAGAGAGGGUACAGUGGGUGUAACUAUGGGUGGGAAUCUUGAUUAACAAUAUGCUUAAUUAUUAGAAAUAUUAGGGGUGAAAAGGCUUGUAGUUUUCUAGAUUAGUCAAUUAAUUAUCUUUUUAUUUGUUGAUUGGUUGUUGGUUUGAAUUUUGAGUAAAGUUAAUGGAAGUGAUUAGUUUGAUGUUA